Calypte anna (Anna's hummingbird) is the source of this 1584-nucleotide messenger RNA. It is a transcript of the gene KLF13, whose product is annotated as Kruppel like factor 13. Gene Ontology annotation, biological process: regulation of transcription by RNA polymerase II. Gene Ontology annotation, molecular function: DNA-binding transcription factor activity, RNA polymerase II-specific; RNA polymerase II cis-regulatory region sequence-specific DNA binding. The record is from RefSeq and is a predicted model, not a curated record. NCBI's taxonomy places the organism in Eukaryota, Metazoa, Chordata, Aves, Apodiformes, Trochilidae. The transcript is spliced from 2 exons. The coding region runs from base 610 to 1443 and encodes 277 amino acids.
CAAUCGGCCGCUUCCUUUCAUUUGCGGACCGCUGUGGCGCGCGAAGGCGGGCCCGGCCCGGCCCGGUCCUGCCCGCGCGCCGCCGAGCGCCCCGCCCCGAUGGCGCAGGAUGUGGCUUGGCGGUGACGUCAGGGCCAGAUGUUUUCCCAGGCCACGCCCCCGCAGGGGUCCGGGCGACUCCGAGGAGCGAUAACGGGGAGAGCUUAUUCUACUGUCACCACGCAAUGGAAGGGCUGGGGAAACCGCAUCUCUGUUUUCUGGGGCUCUCGAAAAACCAGCAUUAAUUCAUACUCCAGGCAACAAGCUGCCACUGCCAGGAUUUAUUUGCUCUUGUUUCUCUUCCAGUGGACUUCCAACGCUCUUUUUUUUGUUGUUGUUUUUUUAAUUUGGGGACAAUCUGGGUGCGAUCGUCACGAACAGUGUGGUUUUGAUGGCUGCUAAAUCAGUCUUUACUUCUACAAAGAGAUCCAAGAAAUAAGAGAGGCAAGAAGCCUGCUCCCAUAAUCGUUUUUAAAAGGGAAAGAGCAGUGUUGGGGGGGUUGUUUUGUGGUUUGUUGGUUGGUUUUUUUUUUUCCCUCUUGUUUGGAUUUCUUUUUAAACUUACGAAAAAUGGCAACAGCAGCAUAUGUGGAUCAUUUUGCAGCAGAGUGCCUUGUUUCUAUGUCCAGUCGGGCUAUUAUCCACAGUCCCCAAGGGGAGCCUGAUCCCAAGCCUCAUGUGGGAAUACCUUCUUCAUCAAAUGGAGAGGAUAAGCGGGAAGUCAGAGAAACCGGGAAAGACAAUGGAUCAUCAUUACUUGUGGUAGCUAGCAUUUUGGCAGAUCUGAACCAGCAUGUCCCAAACUCACCCACUCUAAGGACGGAUAAAACAGAGACCUUUGAUAUAACAGAACAAAUACACAUUUCUAUUGCUCCUAAGGAGUUUGAGGAAGAAAGUGUGUCUUCGGCUGGUAAGCGUGGAGGAGGAAGAGCAGCCACACCUACUAGCCUGGCUGCAGUAACUGAGCCAAGCCCCAGACAAAAGAACAAACACACGAGAAGCUGGACUGACCCUGGAUCACCCCAGAAAAAGCACAAAUGCCACUAUGUGGGGUGUGAAAAAGUUUAUGGCAAAUCUUCCCAUCUUAAAGCUCAUCUAAGGACCCACACAGGUGAGCGGCCUUUUGAAUGCAACUGGCAAGGGUGCAACAAGAAGUUUGCUCGCUCGGACGAGCUGGCCCGCCACUACCGCACUCACACUGGAGAGAAGAAGUUCAGCUGCCCCCUCUGCGAGAAGCGCUUCAUGCGCAGCGACCACCUGACGAAGCACGCACGGCGCCACGCCAACUUCCAGCCCAGCAUGCUGAAGCGACGGGGUGGCAGCAGCUCCAGAACGGGCUCUGUCAGUGACUACAGCCGCUCCGACGCCUCCAGCCCCACCAUCAGCCCCGCCAGCUCCCCGUAGACCUACCUGCACUGGAUCUCAGCACUUUUUGCCUCUGAUACCCAACGUGGAGUUUCGUUUGUGUUGCACACGUCUGGAAAACUCUGUCGCUUCCCGUUUUUUCCACCUCCUCCUUUUUUUUUUUUUUUUUUUUUUUUAUUA